Molecule: messenger RNA, 393 nt
Organism: Vicia faba (fava bean)
Lineage: Eukaryota; Viridiplantae; Streptophyta; Magnoliopsida; Fabales; Fabaceae
Source: the annotation of a GenBank genome assembly
AUGGGUAGUAAUACAGAUGCCAAAAAAGUUGAUGUUGUGAAUGCUAAAGCAUGGGCUAAGAAAUGUGUGAGUAGUAAUGUAGUUGCCAAAAGUUACGAUGUUGUCAAUGUUAAAUCAAUUGCUAAGAAGGGUGUGAAUGCAGUUAUUAAGAAGGGUUUGAAUACUAAUGGUAUUACAAAAAAUGUGGAGGUUGCAAAAUCAUCAUUGGAAAAUGGUCAACAUGUUAUGAAUCCUAUCAAGAUAGAAGAUGAAUCUGAUGACGAUAACCAAUUUUCACAAAGCCUGAAGAAGGUGAAUAAAGUUGAAAUAUCAGUUGCAAAGAAGAAACAGGGUACUGAGAAGUUACAGCACCUUCCUGGAAUUUUAGCUGAGAAAUGCAUCAGGAAAAAUUAG